This is a messenger RNA of Corticium candelabrum, 1287 nucleotides long. RefSeq lists its product as uncharacterized. The record is from RefSeq and is a predicted model, not a curated record. Lineage: Eukaryota; Metazoa; Porifera; Homoscleromorpha; Homosclerophorida; Plakinidae. The transcript has 4 exons. The coding region runs from base 104 to 1084 and encodes 326 amino acids.
UGUCGCAAUCAAAUGUGCUAAACGGUGCCAGAACACUAUAUAACGGUGGACGCACUUUACCUCCAGGCAUUCGAGUCUUUAGGGUCUAAGACAAGAUAGGCAUAUGGCUGCUCUGGGUUUUCUCCUCGUUAUCGCGGUUGUGGCUGUAAGUCUGGCACGUGAGAGUCUGACAAGCGAUCCCUGCUCAAGAGUCAUUGGAGCUGACACUCCUUCUCCCAAGGAGCUCAAUCAGACUUUCAGAUCGUGCCGCACCGGCUCAGUGAGUUGGAACUUCCCUCUCGACACUUUGAACGUGACAAUCCGAAGGCCGAGACGGUGGUGGCCGUGCAUGCGACUGUGUUUCAAAGUGCCGUUUUACGGAGCACAGAUGACAGUGCGCGAAACUGGCGAAACUGUCUUCAAGGAAACGUUUACGACGACGGGUAGUCUCGGCAGUCUCCUUCCUGCUCCUAAACCCAGAUGCCUCGAGACCACAGCUAGCCAGUUCGGCGCCACAAUUCAUGCGAAUCCGGACCUUAAUGCCUACGUGUGGAAAACCUCGUUUGUAGCAAGUCCGUGCACUGAGUGUGAAAGGUGUCAAGGCGAAGCACUCGUUGAGUUGUACCGUCGUUCAUCAUACGCUGCCAUAGUCAAAGUGACUAACGUUCUAAGAACGGAUGAUGUAGUGAAAGUCAGUUUCACGCUGAAUAAAUAUUUCUCUCGUGGAAAGGGUCGCGGCUCCAUUACGAAUGAUUCCAUGCUGGUUACUACCGACACGUGCAAUAAGAUGUUGAGAAGUGGAAAAAAAUAUGGUCUUCUUUACUCGCCAAGUGAUGAUUCACAGUACACAUUUUGUGAUGUUCGUCGUGUCAGAACUGUAGUUAGAACGAUCAAACCAACCAAAGCGCCAAUUCAACCAACUACAGAAGUUUCUACUGCAAAGGCUACAACUGAGUCUGAAGUCACAACUACAUCUAGUACAAACUUGGAAGCAACUGCAACAGCCACGGUUGUUGAAGAGAAUACGACAGAUCCCUCUUCGGAAUUCGAGACUACUACUACUACGACUCGAAUUCCUUCUGUUGUAAUUGAGACGUCUGGCUAGAGUUCUGAUUGCAGAAAAGACAUUGAUAAGACUCGAUUGUGUACUAUGCAUGCGGAGAUUUUACAUUCAGAAUUGUGUUUGCUUAAGCUUUUUGUAGAUCUAUAGAUGACUUCAAAAAUUUGUUCAGAAUUUACUUGACUGAGACUUCUGGAUAGAGCUUGCACAAUUAUUCCCUAAAUCAUUUCAUUGCUAAAUCAAGUGAA